CUUGGAAGACAGAGGCAGAAUACAUUUACGCUCUGACAUUGGAUUACUUUUAAUCGUAUUCGUACUGUUUGAGCACUUCUGUUUCCUUAUUUUACAGGAUCAUAGGUAGUAAGGUUGCGAGCAGUUUUUUGUAACAACGUUUAAUCGCGUAAUGUUUUAUGCGACAGUUUGCAUUGUUGUCGGACGUGUUGAACGAAACGAUUUUCUACUUGUUAAUUUAGGAAUCUGAGCAGAAAGGCUUCCAGUCAGUUCAGAAGAAUAAUGGAAAAGAAACAAGUUAAGGCCCUUGUGGAUGAAAUAAUAAAAUGCUACAAGAGCGAUACCGCCACGGGACUGCAAGUCACAAUACAGUUCUUUGUAAAUGCUUGUUCUUCUCAAAUCAGAGUUGAAGAUUAUGAUUCAAAAGAUUUUGAGAACAUAAUAAAAAGCAUGGAAGAGGAUGUUAUUAAGAGAAACAACAUAGAAUUUCCAUUGAUGGGGAAAGAGAGAAAAGUAAAGAAGACUUGCAACAGCUAUUCUGAAUUUAUACAUCUCCUUGUGAAACAAUGUCAGAAUUCCAUCUUGUAUGAUGGUUGUCUCAUACAAAAUAUUUGUUCUUUCUUGGCUAAGCUUUCAGUGAGCCGAAUUAGAGGCUUUAGGCAUGCCAGCACUUUAGCAGGUCUAAAUCUGUUAACAAUACUUCUGCAAGUAGCACAUGAGGUUGAAACAAACAUGAAUGAAAUUCAGGGCCAAUGGGAUAAAGAGAAAACAAAUGAUUCUGAUGAAAUUGCAAUAGCACGGCUAGAUUUACUUGAGUCGAAUCUCAAUGAGCUUGAAGACAAUAUGCAAGAACUACAGAAUAUGGUUUGGUUCCUGUUUGGUGCCAUUGUAGUUCAUAGACUGAGGGAUGUGUGUGCAGAAAUUCGAGUACUGUGUUGUGAGAAUCUUGGAUCAUGGAUAAGGACUUACCAUGGAACGUACCUACAAGAUAAAUACCUCAAGUAUAUUGGGUUUUUGUUGUAUGACUCAUCUCCAGAUGUAAGGAUGAGCUGUGUGCAGGCCUUGCUCCCAUUGUAUGCAUCUGCUGAAUCGUGUAUGAAGCUGGAGCAGUUCACAAAAAAAUUUUUGAAACGGCUUGUCUGUAUGACAUUAGACAAGCAGAUUAAUGUUUCUGUGCACACUUUUAAGAUUCUUACUUUUAUAUAUAGGUGCUUUGGAAGUGAAUUGUUAUCCACAGAUAGUGAGAAUUUAUACUUGCUAGUGUUUUCAAAGUAUUUAUCUGUUGCACAAGCUGCAGGGGAGUUUCUUUUACUUGUAUUUGAGGAACAGAAGAAAAAAGAUAAUUCAAGCCUUUUGGAAAAUAUUGUUUGUUUCUUCUCUGAGGCUGGGUAUCCUGAUCAUGCUAGAUGUCUGGUUGAUGCAUUGUGGGAUAAUUGUGAUGAGCUGAGAAAUUGGCCCGAAAUGUCCAGACUUGGAAUGGUGCAGAAUGACACUGGCAACCUGCCAGCAGUAAAAAUUAUUGUGAGUUGCAUAGAGUGUGCAGUUUCUGGUAAAUCAGUGACAGGCGAUGCAAAAUUAGGGCAAAAAAAGAGACAACAGUUGGAGAAAGUGAAAGAAGAAUUUGAACAUAACAGACAAAAUAUAACAGAACAAUUCCUUACAUCACUUCCUGAAAUGAUGCUUUCUAACAUCUGUGAUGUAGAUUCCAUAAAGUGCUUAUUGACCAUUCCUCUUCAUUUUAAAAUGGAAAUGUUUGGCAUGCCACAGUUUCAAGAGAAGCUCAAUACACUUUUGAGAAUCAUCAAAAAAAUCUUUGUUCGAUAUGCAGAUGAGGAGGUUGUGGUUGGCUGUACAAAUGUUUUCAAAUUUUUCCAUAAGGAAGAUGCUCCCACAUUCAACACAACUGAUAUUUUAUUGAAUAUUUUGGCUGAGAAGACAAUCAAGCACUACAAGAAGAGCAUGAUUCGAUGGUGUCAGAUGGACAAAGAACAACCAAUGGAAAAUGAAGUUCUGAUAUCUUGGACAAGAAAGCUGUGUUGCCUUUACAAGUGCAGUGACAUGAGUAAUCACAGCCUGUUGAAAGAAGCCACGCACAGUAUUUUUAACUAUUUGAAUCAGGUGCAGUCCGUACCAGAUAAGGUGUUGGUUCUGCUUGCGAAGAUAUGCUUUUUCGAGUUGAUGUGGCGGCUCAAGAAACUAAAGGAUCAACAUGAGGAUACAGAAGAAAGUGUCAGAUGUUUAGCAGAAGAUGUACAAACAUAUUUUCAGGUUCUAAGAACUAUUUUGACAACAGAUAAAGUGGAUGUUAAAGUAUCGGUAAAAGAUGAGAUUUUUUUAAUUCUGUGUGAUUUCCUACAUGCAUUUGGGGAAAAAGCUACAAGGGCUCAUGGAUUUGCUGUACUUACUUGUGCACCUGACAGUCAACUCCAGUCUGACAUCAACCGUCUUAUUCAGGAGAGAUUGUUGGCAGACGAGGAUUCGUUUAAUGAAACGUCUGGUGAUGGCCUACUAAAAACGAGAUCAAAUAUGUGUAAAAUGAUUUUAGCUGGAUAUUGCAAAUUAAUAAUUUAUGAUGUUUUACCUUUGACACCAGUUCCAUAUCUACUUUUGUACUACUGUAAAUUCCAGGACUGUGAGGAUAUUGUUAUCUAUAUGAUGGACAGGCUACUGGAAAUCGAAAGUGCAGGGUUUGGUCUGUCCAUUAUAAAAAGUCUAAAAGUGCUGUAUUCAUAUAUUAGAAAGGAAGAAAAUUGGCAUGAAGGUUUAGGGGAAUUAAAGGCACUAUGUAAUAAAAUUUAUGGGGCAUUAAAAAAACAUCCACAGAAGUCUGAAGCCGCCAUACAGGUUAUUCAUCUGAAUGGUAUAAAUUAUGUUGCUGAACAAAAUGAUGUAAUAUCUCAUCUUUCAUUCUUGGAAUUGCUUUCAGAAUUUUGCAAGCAAAUAUCAGACGGACUAUCAAAAGUCAUAUUUAAUCACUUGGAGCAGAAAAUUCCUGCCCCAGAUACCAGGACCGCCGCUGAUGAGUGGAGCUCAUACAAGAUAUACAAAACUGCACUGGCAGCUGCAGAUAAAAAGAGAAAAGUAGAAGUAGGAAACUUAAAAUCUGAUAAGAAGAAGAGAGAAACUAAAGAUCGGAAGAAAGUUACCCCAACAUCAUCAGAGACUAAGAAAAUGAAGACCAAGACCAAGAAUAAAAAGAGCAAAGGAAGGGGCACUUUGGAGGUGUUUACUCAUCCUGCGCCUCAGCCAACAGCAGCAAGCACGCCAAUGCCUCCUCUGUCUGUUACACCCAGCAUUGAAGAUACAAGUGUUCCUCCAUCUCAGAUAUUAAUGACCUAAAGAGCCUUUGGAAGUCAUUUAGCGUAAGAAAUACUGCUGAUAAAGUUUUGCUGAAAUUCAUAAUUCAUGAUACCCUUAACAGUUUCUAUUGUACAAAACUGUGUUAUGCAGUAAAUAUUCAUAUUAAGAUGACGUGUUAUUUAACUGCUGUUUACAAAAAUAAAAAUAUCUGAAUAACAAUAACUUUACUAUUGUUAUACAACAAUCUAGUAAAGUUGGUGAAAAGCAACGUUUUAUGUUUUUUAGUAUGUGCAAGGAUUAUUAUUGUGUAAAGUUAAGAAUCAAAUGCUGUUGGUAAAUAUGUUUUGUUAUAUUGGUCCAUUGUAACCAUUUCUCUACAGUCUUCAUACAUUGCUGGCCAUUAAAAUUGCAUCUAGAAGGUGGCAGCAUGCAAAAACUCUUGUAUUGACAAAGUCUGAUACCUGUUUUGCAUACAAAUGACUAGCAUUUCAGUGCAACUUCACAAACUAAGUAAAGUUAGACCACCCAAUUCCUUUAUAUAAAGAAAAA
Messenger RNA from Schistocerca gregaria, 3828 nucleotides. RefSeq names its product cohesin subunit SA-2-like. Gene Ontology annotation, biological process: sister chromatid cohesion. Gene Ontology annotation, molecular function: chromatin binding. The record is from RefSeq and is a predicted model, not a curated record. The transcript is spliced from 20 exons. NCBI's taxonomy places the organism in Eukaryota, Metazoa, Arthropoda, Insecta, Orthoptera, Acrididae. Gene Ontology annotation, cellular component: chromatin; cohesin complex; nucleus. The coding region runs from base 262 to 3318 and encodes 1018 amino acids.